GGUUAGACGAAAAAAUAAAAUAUUUAGGAAAUUUAGUAAAAAGCAACUUCUCAAUAGCCAAACAAUGCUUCUAGCUAUUUAUUUGUUUCUAUUGAUGGGGCUUAUGUUAAGUCUAGAGGCACAUGCCCCGAAGUCAAUGGCGGAAAAUAUGCGAAACAAAUUUACCAACUUUGAGAAUUUUGUGACCAACAACCGCCCAAGGAAUGCAUUUAAGAUUCAACCAGCCGACAAUGUUAUCAUGCGCCUAGCCUACUCAAAGCCUCAACCCAACGCCAAACACUAUGUUAGCCAUGUCAAGAAACGAAAGAAUCCCCAAUAUUUCAUAAACUUCGACAUUCAAAACCAUCACAAUCCAAACGAGCACUUGCAGCCACAACAUUUAGUCAAAAGAAAUGGCAAUCCAUACAAAUUCUUUCCACUUAAGGGUGAAAAUGUUUAAACACUUAAUGUUAAAAAAAUGUAUUAUGACACAAGCACAAACUAAUUAAGUAUCAAAUAAUAAAAAUAAAGUUUAAAAAUAAUAUAAAAUACAAUUGAAAA
Molecule: messenger RNA, 540 nt
Organism: Drosophila virilis
Lineage: Eukaryota; Metazoa; Arthropoda; Insecta; Diptera; Drosophilidae
Source: RefSeq, a predicted model, not a curated record